Molecule: messenger RNA, 2209 nt
Organism: Oryctolagus cuniculus (rabbit)
Lineage: Eukaryota; Metazoa; Chordata; Mammalia; Lagomorpha; Leporidae
Source: RefSeq, a predicted model, not a curated record
GUUCUAGUCCCGGUUGCUCCUCUUCCAGUCCAGCUCUCUGCUGUGCUCUACCUGUAAAAUUAAAAAAAAAAAAAAUGAUGUGGGGCCAGUGUUGUGGUGCAGCAGGCUAAGCCGCUCCCUGUGACACCAGCAUCCCUUCUGAGUGCCCGUUCAAGUCCAGGCUGCUCCCCCCACCCCUGUGGUUUUUUCUUUUUUUUUUUUUUCCUUUUUUUUUUUGUGUGUGUGUGUGUGUUCUUUUUGACAGGCAGAGUAGACAAUGAGAGAGACAGAGAGAAAGGUCUUCCUUUUUGCCAUUGGUUCACCCUCCAAUGGCCACUGUGAAGCCAGGAGCCAGGUGCUUCUCCUGGUCUCCCUUGGGGUGCAGGGCCCAAGCACUUGGGCCAUCCUCCACUGCACUCCCGGGCCACAGCAGAGAGCUGGUCUGGGAGAGGAGCAACCGGGACUAGAACCCGGGGUGCCGGCACUGCAGGCAGAGGAUUAGCCUAGUGAGCCGCGGCGCCGGACUCUUUGUUUGUUUUUUAAGAUUCACUUAUAUAUUUGAAAGGCAGAGUAGUUAGAGAGAGAGAGAGAGAGAGAGAGAGAGAGAGGUCUUCCAUCCGCUGGUUCACUCCCCAAAUGGCCACAAAGGCUGGAGCUGGGCCAAUCCGGAGCCAGGAGCCAGGAGCCUCUUCCUAGUCUCCCACGUGGGUGCCGGCUGCUCCACUUCUGUGCAGUGUCCUGCCCGUGCGCCUAGGAAGGCAGUGGGUGACGGCCCCAGUACUUGGGUCCCCGCAUGCAUGUGGGAGCCCCGGAUUGCAAUUCCAGGCUCCUGGCUUGGGUAUAGCCCAGCCCCGGCUGUUUCAGCCCUCUGGGGAGUGAACCAGCAGAUGGAAGCCCUCUCGCUCACUUGCUCUCUGUCUCUCUGUCUCUCUGUCUCUCUCUCUGGCUUUCAAAUAAGCACACACUUGGCCCACCCUCCACCACCUUCCCAGGAAGCUGGAUCAGAAGUGGAGCAGCCGGGACUGGGCCCAGGCCGCUUCCUCCCUCGGCGCUCAGCCCAUUCUGCAGGGCAGCAAACCGAGGCCUCAGACAAGUCCAGCUCUGCCCGAGGUCACAAAGGCCAAGCCCCGCUACUCUGCAUCUCACUUCUGUUUCCCUCCCACACCAGCUGCCUGGGCUGUGGCCCUACGCGGGGCGGGAGUCUCCCAAACAGCCCAGGGUCGUUGCACUCAAAGCCCUGGUCCGUUCCUAGUGGGAGAGAGGGAAAAAUCAACACCGAGACUGGUGCAGGGAGGGGGCAUGGGGCGGCGUGCAGUGGCGGGAGGGGGGAGCGAGAGCAGAGGGCAGCGCCCCUGGCCCUGCCUGGGCCCGUGCGUGUGCGUGUGCGUGUGUGUGUGUGUGCAACUUCCUGCGAGUGAGGGAACCCUGAGGCAGCUUCUCCUUUCCCUGUUCCGGCCCCACAGGAGGAGCUGGCGGGGAGCCCUGGGCCCCUCCGGCCUCCGCCACAGUCCCCGGCCGGCCGCAGGCAGCGGGAGCGAUGCCUUGGAUCACCCUGCUUCUCGCAGCCACCGGCUCCGUGGCGAUCCCGGCCCCGUCCAUCUUGCUGGUGCCCCCACACCCGAGCAGCCAGGAGGACCCCAUCCACAUCUCGUGCGUGGCCCCUGGCGGCUUCCCCGGGGCGAAUUUCACGCUGUACCGAGGGGGCCAGGUGGUGCAGCUCCUGCAGGCCCCGGCGGAGCAGCUUAGCGUCACCUUUAACUUGAGCGGCGGCGGCAGGGCGGGCGGCGGCGGCACCUUCCACUGCCAGUACGGCGUGCUGGGCGAGCACAGCCAGCCCCAGCUCUCGGACCUCAGCGAGCCGGUGCACAUCUCCUUCCCAGUGCCCACCUGGAUCCUGGCGCUGUCCCUGAGCCUGGCCGGCGUCCUGCUGCUCCUGGCGGGCCUGGUGGUGCUCACCCUGGUGGUGAGGAAAGUCAAGGUGAAAAACUUGCAAAAAAAAAGAGAGCGAGAGUCCUGCUGGGCCCAGAUCAACUUCAGCACGUCAGACAUGGCCUUCGAUAACUCCCUGUUCGCCAUCUCCACGAAAAUGACCUCCGAGGAAGACGUGGGGGCCCUGGACGCCAGCCCCGACAACUCAGGGCCCCGGAAGAGGCCCACCUCCACGUCGUCCUCGCCCGAGCCCCCGACCCCCGACUUCAGCACCUUCCGGGCAGGCCAGUGAGGCUGCGGC